AACCAUUCCAGUUACUUGCAAGCAAAUGUUUCGGCAACGCCCUCAUACAUCAGAUUUUAUCCUGCUGAACAGGAUCGCAGCAAAAUGUUUCAGUUGCCACUUAUUGAAGCCAACAAACUAUAUGAUUCCACAACAUACGUCGUCACCAUCACUUUCACGAAAAUACGACUAACGGUCGACAAUGACCUUCAGGUCGCACUCUGUGACAGUGGACGUUGCCUAGGAUUUCACUAUUUCGACAUGGGAGGGCUUUCUCCCAUUGAAUGGAACGAUAGAAGUAACUUCUGCUACUCAACAGGAGGAUUCACUGAGGAGGAAACAGAUUGGGGACUUCAAGAUAGCGAACAAGUAUGGACAACAAAGUUCGACGUCUCUCCCGAUCAGAACACGUGGGCAACUACAAUGAGUCCCGUAUUUUCGCGCGCUUCAGCUAGCACUUUUUCAACUGCCAUACAGCCCAGGUUAGGACUGUGGUUGGUGGCAUGCAGAGGACAAGCACCGGAGCAGCACGACUUGCGUUACUUCGAAAUCACUGUUAAAAGAAACUAACAUUUCUACACAGUACAAUUAGCUGCAAGGACACCAUAAUUGCGGCAAUUUCUUUUUCCCUAGAUGUAUCUUUAUGGUUG
This is a messenger RNA of Corticium candelabrum, 629 nucleotides long. RefSeq lists its product as uncharacterized. The coding region runs from base 85 to 549 and encodes 154 amino acids. The transcript has 2 exons. The record is from RefSeq and is a predicted model, not a curated record. NCBI's taxonomy places the organism in Eukaryota, Metazoa, Porifera, Homoscleromorpha, Homosclerophorida, Plakinidae.